Messenger RNA from Mytilinidion resinicola, 684 nucleotides. RefSeq lists its product as uncharacterized. Lineage: Eukaryota; Fungi; Ascomycota; Dothideomycetes; Mytilinidiales; Mytilinidiaceae. The record is from RefSeq and is a predicted model, not a curated record. The transcript has a single exon. The annotation marks the transcript as partial.
GCCCAGGGCGAAUUCGACAUGCUCCCGCCCCCCGCCAGCACGCACCCCACCUUCACCGCCCUGCACGACUUCGCCCAGGACCACGCCGCGCACCACGGCUACGCCCUCUCCAUCAACACGACGGCGCGCAACCGCAGCCGCAUCAAGCUCGCCUGCGUGUGCUACGGCGUGGCCAAGAACACGCACAAGCUGACGCCCGAGACGCGGGUGCGCAAGAACCGGCAGAGCGCCAAGACGGGCUGCAAGAUGUGGAUCGAGGGCAAGCGGCAGGACGACGGCAGCUGGGCGCUGCGGGUGGGGGAACCCGCGCAUAAUCACGAGGGCAGGCCAGCGGAGGGCUGGGCGGUGCAGCGCAAGAGGACGUGGGGCGCGCAGGGGGGCGUGAUGGGGGUGGGCGGCGUUACGGCGAGGGAGGAGUUGGAGGUGGCGAGGCGGGGGGAGGUGAAGGCUCCAUCGCUAUCGUAUGCGCAAGAGGUGGCGGCAUUGCAGGCUCAGGGUGGGACUGGCGCUAUCACGGGUCGAGCUUCGACGACGCCGUCUCUAUCAAUCCAGGAUCCGCACUCUCACGCCCGCGGCAGCCUCGUCUGGAAGAUUGUCGAGCAGGAAAUGGAGCGCAAGGGCGUCAACGAAGGACGGGACCGUGGUGUCGGACGUACGGUGAAAGUGCUCCAGGAGCGGCUCCCG